Talpa occidentalis (Iberian mole) is the source of this 3165-nucleotide messenger RNA. RefSeq names its product NKAP domain containing 1 (gene NKAPD1). The record is from RefSeq and is a predicted model, not a curated record. The coding region runs from base 196 to 1077 and encodes 293 amino acids. NCBI's taxonomy places the organism in Eukaryota, Metazoa, Chordata, Mammalia, Eulipotyphla, Talpidae. The transcript is spliced from 6 exons.
GAGCCGGGGCCGCGGGUGAGGGCAGAGUGACCGGUGGGAAGGCUGCGUGUUCACGAAGGCCUCGGGUGAAGCCGCAGAGCUGCCUUUGAGCCCCGACUCCUUGGCUUCCUGGGUCGGAGGAGAGCUUGUAAUGAAGUGGUUCCUCGUCUCCCACUAACAAGAUGCCCGAUUUCCUCAGGAUCGAGGGAUUGAAGAAUGUCCCGGGUUCCACUGGGGAAAGUCCUCUUGAGGAAUGUCAUCCGGCACACAGAUGCUCACAAUAAGAUUCAGGAGGAAUCAGAUAUGUGGAAAAUAAGAGAAUUAGAGAAGCAGAUGGAAGAUGCUUACCGGGGAACCAAAAGGAAAAUGUUACCCAGCAGUUCAAGUCGGAUGCGUAGUGAUGGUUUUGAUGAAGAAAGUCAGAGAGACUAUUGGAGACCAAAGAAUGAAAUUUCUGGGACACUGGAAGAUGAUUUUCUUAAGGCAAAAUCCUGGAACAAGAAGUUGUAUGAUUAUGAAGCUAACAUGCCAGACAGAUGGGGUCACAGUGGUUAUAAAGAAUUAUACCCUGAAGAAUUUGAAACAGACAGUAGUGAUCAGCAAGAUAUUACCAAUGGGAAAAAAACAUCUCCCAAGGUAAAAUCAUCUACGCACGAAUCUCACAAACACAAGAAGUCAAAGAAAUCCCACAAAAAAAAGCAAAAAAAAAGAUCACACAAGAAACAGAAGAAAAACAAAAAGGAAGCCACAGAUCUAACAGUGGAUUCCUCAAGUGAGUUCUCAGAAGAAACUGGGGCUUCUAGUACCAAGAAAAGGAAACAAUCACAUAAGCGUAAGAAAAAAUCCAGGAAAAAGUCUCUCAAAAAAUCUGCUUUAUUCUUAGAGGCAGAAAGUGACACUUCCCAGUCAGAUGAUUCCUCAUCCAGCAGUUCUGAGGAGAGUGAGGAAAGAGACACUAAGAAAACCAAAAGGAAAAAGAAAGAGAAAAAAGUUCAUAUCCCUGUAGUCAACAAUGAAAUACAGGAGAGGACAAACAAACGCACAAAUUGGAAAGUGGCUACAGAUGAAAGGUCUGCGGAGAGUUCAGAGGAUGACUAAAGGAGAAAUUCUUCGGUUUCCUCAGGACUGUGGGUAUUUCCAGCUCUUACACCUUGGGGUUUUGCCAGUGACUUGUGCUCAGCACAGGGGUCCUCAGGUCAGAGCUGUCUUGUGCCAUCCAUGUACUUUUUGACAGACUUGUCUUUUUCGGCCUGUUAAACUUGACCUAUUGUUAAUAGGGAAGCUAGUAUUUUGUUAUGAAGGUUUCUUGAAGAGAUUAUUUUUUUGCAAUUAAUCACAUUUAGUGUAGAGAGCAUAUACAACAGAUUAAGACCCAGAAAGUGGAAUCUCUCAUCACCUGGGUACACCAAUUGGAACAUUGAAUUUGGGGGAAGCAAAGGCUGGGAUCAAGAGCUGGAUUGGAACCAGUGCUAUGUAGAAUGGUGGAAGGGAACAUCGUGUUACUCAUGCCACAACUUGGCUAUGUCUUCAGCCUUGUGCUUUGAUCCUUUUGUAUUUUGGCCUUACAGGGAUGGGAUCCAGCUAACUUAAUGAGGAGAUGAGCAUAAGAACAAAUUUUCCCUUCUUGAUAGCACCCAUAGAUAGCUGCUAUAUGACCAGGGUUUUCUGUUAAAGUUCCCUUCCACAGUUGGUUACACUCCUAAAACAUGGUAAUUGGAUAGUAAAAUGUUCUUUAGAUUGUUGGAGAUUACCUAAAUGGACUUGUGUUCAAAAUUAUUUCUUCAGUUGUCUUAGCUAAGUUCUCAACUAAAUGGGGAAGAAUUGGGAACUAGUCAUGCUGUCUGAUGGUGCUCUGAACUGGAUUCAGAGCAGCAGCUGCCAUUUAAAUGUCUUCCUUGUUUUUUUCCUAAACCUAUUAAUGAACUUUUUCCCUGAAACUAAGUUGAAUCAAUUCUAAAAUGAAAGACUUCUCAGGGAUAUAUCCACUUACUUCCAAUCUGACUUUGGAUUAAAGCACCAAGCAGAGACCACAUUAGUUCCUUUAUACUAUAUACUGUGACCCCUGCUAUGUUGAUUCUUAAGAUUCUAAGAUAUCACUGAAAGAAGUCUGGCAGAAUAUAAGUUCACUUUUUCACUCUGGCAGAUCAAGUGACAUUGUUUUCUUGGUUGUCACCUUGUGAGCUGAGUAAAAAGCUUGAAAACUCAGACUUUUGCUUCUGCAACUAAUUGGUUGUGACGUCUGGAGCAGGUAAGUUAACCUUUCCUGCCUUAAUUUCCCCAUGAGUAACACAUACUUCAUGGUAGCAUGACAGUGUAAGACACCAGCAAUAGAUAUAACUAUGACAACAUUCCAUGAGGUGGUAAUAUUUUAUAGUUCUGAUGACAAACUUUAUUCUUUACAGACAGCCUUCUAAUAAAAAUGUUUAGUCUUAAAACAUGGUUGGCCAGAGGUUCCCUAUCUCUUGAUUAUCAGCAGGUGCUACCUUUUGGGUUAUUUAUUUGAAAUAUUAAUACUUACAAUAUUUGGUACAUUGGUACUCAGUGUUCCGUGGUGUAUAUUUUUACCUUUUGGAUUAGUAGGGGCCCAAGGGGGAAGAGCGGUCUAUAAUCACUACCUCUUAGCUUAAAGCAAUUGUUUUGUUCUUGGAGCAAGUGAAAUCUGUGUUGGAGUUUUCAACAUGUAUUUUUUAGCAUUGUUUCUGUGCUGUAAGAGUACUAAUUCCUAAGCACAGCCUCAGGAAGAUGAGACAAGUUAUGUCCAGGAAGUUGGUUCUGUUGGGUCUUGACCUUCCUUUCCUCCCACAUUAGCAGGCCCAUCUCUUAACAAAUACACAUUAUGCCUGUUUUGUUUUUUUUGCCAUGUUUACCUAAAUUUCUUGGUCCAAUAUAAGCAAUAAAGCUAUUUUCUGUUUUCAUCUUUCUCAAUCCCAAAUUCUCUAUGCCUUAAGCCAAGGCUUUGGUGGUUCUUUCAGCCCCCUUAAAGAUGGCUUAGAGUGGCUCCUCAAAAACCUCAGAUUUUCCAUUUGCACUACUGGUCUUGAAAUAUUUAUUUCUAGUAUUCUUGCCAAUCAGAGAUUUCUAUAUUAAGUCCUAAAGUGGAUGUAAAAGAAAAAAGCUGGAGAAUUCACAUUUAUUGAAUAAUUGUGUUACAACCUGAAAUUUCUGAAUAAAUAAAUUUCAUCUUUU